AGUAGAUCUCUGUGUCUGCAGUGAGUCAGGUUACAGAGUGCUCUUAAAACACACCUGAGGGAGACAGAGCACACAGACAGUAAACGCAGCACGACAGACACCAAAUAACCCCGAGAAGGAUACACAGGAGGGAUACGGUUCCCCGGCUGCACCAUGCUGGCUCCCUGGAGAUGCUUUGGAUGGACUCUGGCCUUUCUGCUUGCUGUGUCAGAGACCCUGGCCAUUGAAGUUUCUACAUCUGUCUGCAACUGUAAUGGCCGCACCCAUCAGUGUGUGUUUGACCCAGAUUUACUGGCACAGACAGGCUCCGGGUUCCGUUGCAUUAACUGUAAGGGAGGUACUGAUGGCCCAAAUUGUGAGCGCUGCAAGGAGGGGUAUUAUCCACUGCCAGGGGGUGACUGUGCACCCUGCUCCUGCGAUGCUAAAGGCUCUCUCAGCCCACAAUGUAAUAAUUUUGGAAGAUGCAGCUGUAAACCGGGUGUAAUGGGUGAGAAGUGCGACCAGUGCCAACCUGGCUUCCAAUUCCUUACUGAGGCUGGCUGCAGGAGACAGGGCUGUCAGUGUGACCCUGCAGGGAGCACUCAGGGAUGCGAUGCUGGUGGGAGAUGCGUGUGCAAAGCAACAGUUACUGGAGAACAAUGUGACAGGUGUAAACCUGGAUAUUAUGAUCUGGAUGCUUCCCGCUCAGAAGGCUGUUUACAGUGUUUUUGUCAUGGACAUUCUACAUCUUGCAGCAGCUCAACUCAAUACAGCAUUCAUAAUAUCACAUCCUCCUUCCAGAAAGACAUGGAAGGCUGGAAUGCUGUCCUGAAAGAUGGAUCUAUAUCUCCUGUUCCUCUUCGGAAGUCUCGGCACCACCCUGAAGUCUACCUAGCAUCCCGACAGCGAGAACCUCUGUAUUUCAAUGCCCCAGCAAUCUUCUUGGGUGACCAGUCUCUGAGCUAUGGCCAAAAACUGAUUAUAAGCUUCCGCGUGGAUCGAGGACGUCACAGAGCGGGGGCCGAAGACAUAGUGCUGGAGGGGAAUGGCUUCAAAAUUUCUUCCCCUCUUACAACGUCCAAAACUGCCCUGCCUUGCAGACUGCCCCAAACAUACUCAUUCAGGCUGGAUGAGCUAUCGGGAAGCCCCUGGACUCCUCGUCUAAGCCAAUUAGACUUCCACCGUCUACUGAGCAAUGUGACUUCACUGCGAAUCCGUGGCUCUUAUGGAGAAUACAGCACGGGAUACCUACAGUCAGUCACUUUGGUAUCUGCUCGUCCUGGGCCUGGAGCUCCGGCCCACUGGGUGGAGAAGUGUGUUUGUCCUACUGGCUACCAAGGGCAAUUCUGUGAGCGUUGUGUCACUGGGUACCGCAGAGAGUCUCCGACCCUGGGUUCUUUUAGCACGUGUAUUGCCUGCAAUUGCCCAGGUGGUGGUGUGUGUGACCCAGACACUGGUGACUGUUACUCCGGAGAUCAGGAUCUGAAUAAUGGCUGUGCGGACUGCCUCCAGGGGUAUUACAAUGACCCCAGAGACCUCCAGAACUGUUUGCCAUGCCCCUGCAGUGCUGGCUUUGGAUGCUCAUUGUCCCCAGAGACCCAGGAACCUGUGUGUGACGAUUGCCCUGUAGGACUUGGAGGGCCACGGUGUGAGGUGUGCGCAGAUGGAUAUUUUGGAGACCCCCAGGGACUAAACGGAGCACCACGUCCCUGCAGGCCUUGUGUAUGCAGUAACAAUAUUGAUCCUACUGUGGAGGGGAACUGUGAUGGGGUGACUGGAGAAUGCCUCAAAUGUGUUCACAAUACUGGUGGAUUUUAUUGUGACCGCUGCAGAGAGGGAUUCUAUGGGAACCCACUGGAUCCUAAUCCCGAGCUGAAGUGCAGAGCUUGUCACUGCCACCCAAUGGGUGCUGUGAAUGGAGGGUGUCAGAAAGAUGGGUCUUGUGUCUGUAAAGCUGGUUUUGAUGGUGAGAAUUGUGAUCGCCCUCAGUGUCCCAGCUGCUACAAUCAAGUGGGUGAGAAGAUCAGUCUAUACAAGAGGGAAAUCCAUGAACUGUCUGGUACGACUCCUAACCAGCUCCCAGCAGGAAGGGAAUUAGAGGAGAGAUUGACAAAUGCUGAAGCCACUACACGGGGCAUGCUGAGAGAGGCAGAAGGAGCACAAGGGGCAGAGCUAUCUGUGAAGAGACGUUUGUCAGGGCUUCAGGGGGCUCAGUCUGGAACUCAGAGUGAGCUGGAGCAGGCUCAAAGGAAACUGCAAGCAGUAGAGGACCAGAGCAGUCAGUACCACGGACAGCUGCGGGACACAAAACAGAAGAUAGGCAACGUGCGGCUUGAGUUACAGGACAGGCUGGCAGAACUGGGACGUUUGACAUUUUCAUCUACAAAUUUACCACUGAGUUCUGGAUCUUUCGCCCAGCUCAGCCAAGAGGCUCAGACAAUAGCGGACAGGCUGGCACAGGAAGCUCAAACUACAGCUCAGGAUGCGGCCGAUGCACAGGGAGACACACAAAGAGUUCUUCAAAUUCUACGCUCUGCAGAUCUUGAUCCUGGUGCUCCAGAACGUCUCAGGAAAAGAAUGGACGAUGCCCGUACAGAUACAGCAGCAUUGGAAACUGAGGCCAUGCAAGCUGCAGCGGCCGCAGAGCGCUCCCACCGCGAGAGCAUGCAGACCACUCGAGCUGUGGCGCAAGCCUCCCGCCUCAACUCUGUGGAAUUUCAGGCAGAGCUGCAGCGUCUAAGAGUGGAAUCCGCAGCAAUCAAGGAAUCUGUCGAUAGAGAAAUAUCUCAGACUAAAGAACUUCAGACGAAAAUUAACGCCUGGGAGCUGGAAUCAGAACAGAAGCUCCAGGAAGGACGGGAGAGUAAAUUGUUGGCAGAUCAGUACCUCUCACGAGUAAAUGUUGCAAAGACCAAAGCCGAACAAGCGUUACGAACCGGGAACAGCACCUUCUAUGAAAUUGAGGGUAUACUCAGCAACCUGAAAGGCUUUGGUGACAAAGUAGGAGACCGGCGAAGUGAGGCUGAAGAUGCAAUGAGACGUCUCCCUGAGAUCCGGCGGCGGGUUGAAUCCUCCACCGAUGUUACAGACAGAGCUGCAAAUGCUCUUAAAGGAGCGGAGAAAGAUGCAAAUUUGGCAGCAGGGAAUGCUGGAGAAGCUCAGAGCAUUGCAACUGCCAUACAACUGGACAUGUUUCAAAUGGGGAAUGAUGUUAACAAUUCAGCAGAGAUGGCUCUUACAUUGGAGCGAGAGUUUUCAGAGCUGCGCAGAUUGACAAAAGGCACAGGUGAUGAUCUAGAUAGCAGGACUAAGACCGCUGACCUAGACAGUGCUGCGGCAGAUGGGAUUGCUCAGUCAGCUACAGAAGCUGAGGCCAAGGCUUCCGGUGCCAGCGAUGCAGUUACAGCAACCCUCGGAGCUCUGGAUCACGUGCUAAGUUUAAUGAAUUCGCCUCUGGCGGGUGAUGAGGAAGGCGUGCGUACUCUGGAGCGCAGUCUGAACUCAGCUCGCAGUCAGCUCUAUGAUCGUCUCAAACCAGCUCUGGAAGAUAUGGAACUGGCAGCUGUCCGUCAAAGGCAAAGAAUUCUCAGCCUUGACACAGAAAUCAGUGAGACCCUCAUCGACAUACAGAACCUGAGGGACAUUGUUGCCACCCUACCUCCUGGAUGCUACUCCACCACAGCUAUCGAAAGACCCUAAAAGCUCCCAAGACAAGGAAAAGACUGGUAUAGAAGAGAUACUGGAUAAUAAGAAUCAUUGGACCAUCCAAGACAAGGAAAAUAAUGCCGAGUGGUAUAGAAGAGAUACUAAAUAUUCACUGGGUCAUAAAAUAUACCAUGAGAAUUGUGAUUCCAUCCAGGGGACACUGAAAAUGUACCAUUCAUGCUACAGAGCGGUCCAGUGUUUGUAUUUGUAUUGAAGGGCUGUGUGCAUGUUUGAUGUGACAUUCAUUUUCCUGUGGGUACAUUGGACAGAAGGAGUCUAAAUGUGUAAGAGGAGAGACCAUACAUGUACUACUUGAUUUCUACUAGAUUUCUAUUUAUUUAUUAAUAAAAUAUAACCAAAUAAUGGCACUUUUGUUUUGUGAUGACACCACAUUUCACACAUUUCUAGCAAAGCAAAAUCUUUAUUGAUAAAACAGCAACAAUAUGAACAAAACUCAAUACGAUAG
Messenger RNA from Pelobates fuscus (common spadefoot toad), 4150 nucleotides. RefSeq names its product laminin subunit gamma 2 (gene LAMC2). Gene Ontology annotation, biological process: morphogenesis of a polarized epithelium; tissue development; cell-cell adhesion. The coding region runs from base 154 to 3678 and encodes 1174 amino acids. NCBI's taxonomy places the organism in Eukaryota, Metazoa, Chordata, Amphibia, Anura, Pelobatidae. Gene Ontology annotation, cellular component: basement membrane; laminin-332 trimer. The record is from RefSeq and is a predicted model, not a curated record. Gene Ontology annotation, molecular function: integrin binding. The transcript is spliced from 23 exons.